Quercus lobata is the source of this 4877-nucleotide messenger RNA. RefSeq names its product histone acetyltransferase HAC1-like. Gene Ontology annotation, molecular function: transcription coactivator activity; zinc ion binding; histone acetyltransferase activity. The record is from RefSeq and is a predicted model, not a curated record. The coding region runs from base 132 to 4556 and encodes 1474 amino acids. Gene Ontology annotation, cellular component: histone acetyltransferase complex; transcription regulator complex. Gene Ontology annotation, biological process: positive regulation of transcription by RNA polymerase II. Lineage: Eukaryota; Viridiplantae; Streptophyta; Magnoliopsida; Fagales; Fagaceae. The transcript is spliced from 15 exons.
GAGUAGUACCAAAAUUCCGAGUUUGUGCUAAAUUAAUGAGAGUCGGAUUAAAAAAUCCAAAGAAAAGAACUAUCGUGCGGGCCCACCGACAGAGAAAGAGAAAGUCUUUUAAGAUUGAUUGAAACAACAAGAUGAUGAAUGCUAAGCAAUACAUUUUUGGCCAGACCCUUGGUCAGAUACCAAACCUUUCAAUCCCGAAUUUCCAGAGUCUAUCCCAGCUGGGAGAGAAUGGCUUAGGUUGUAAACAAGAAGGCUCUGCAAGUUGGUGGCAGGAUCCUUUACCCCAAUACAACAUUUAUGAUGCAAACUCCUAUCAACAAGUAGCCAAGGAUCUUCCUUCCUUGCCAAUUCCCUUAUCUGAGAUUACACCAGCUUUGAGCUUGCAACAUGGCUACUGCAACUCAGAUGCACCUAAGCCUCCUUGUGAUUUUUUUGAUGUUGCUAGCACUGACUUUACCGAGCAUAACAUGGUCAUUACAAAAAACACUGAUCAAUUGCACUUCAUGAAAGGAAAUGAAUGGGAAUAUGCCAAUAUGCUUAUGUCUUGUGAUAUGGAGGAGUUGCAUCCACCAAUGAUUCUUUCUCCUAAGGAGACUUCAAACAUCACUAUGUUUUCCAACGAGGAUGAACUUUCUGAUGCUGGAUUUUUUAAUGGAGGACCAGGCUCUCUUCAGGGCAGUCAAAAUUAUGAUUCUGAGGCAUCUGUCAAAUGCCAUUUUCAACAGCAACGACUUGAUCAUGUAAUGCUGUCCCAACUGGAUCCGAUAAAUUUUCAAGGCUGUGUGGAAAAUAACCUUUUAACUCAAUCAAUGGUGCUUCCAUCUGCAUUUAGAGAACAUCCUUCAGAUUUUCUGAUUCCUCAACAUGGUACAUACCAAGUUCCUGUACCUGCUUUGCCUAGCAUGAUCUCCCAUGGAAAGAUCUCAACUCUGGAGGAUAUAGUGCAAUCUUACUCCCUGAAGUCUGAAAAUAGCCAACACCAAUCCCAUCAGUCAUAUGUGCAGUUUGAUAAGUCAUCUACGGCACGGUCAGAACGCUACUUGGUUGAUCAAUAUGAACUUUGCCAUCAAAAUGAAUGUGAGGAACCUCAGUUUUGUUCAGAAAAGUUAGAUGGGGUUCAAAACUCGGCUUCAGGAAUUUCCACACGAACUGGUUUGCAGUCAAAAAGAACUGCAAAUAGCCUUCUAAUAGAUUUUUAUUUUAGAGGCCCUGAUGGGCCCAAUUCUGGCAACUAUUUUGAUGUGCUGCCUCCUUUAAAACGUCAGAAGAUGGGAAAUACUUUAUGUACCUCUCCAAAUGAAUAUGACACUUCUCAUCAAUUGGCUCCAUUGUUGGUUCAACCAUGCACUCCUGAAGGACUUCUAGACUUGACCCGAAAGUUUGAUUCUUCUCCGUCUAUUAAUUCUGAAGUUCCCAUGGCGGAUAUGGAAGACAAUGUCAAUGCAAAUUCCAGUAAAUUGGGGUCCAGCACUGUGCCUGUUCUUCCUAUUCACUCCCAGAAGAAGUCUGAAAAGAGCCAACACCAAUCCCAUCAAAAUGAAUGUGAGCAAACUCAGUUUCUUUCAGAAGAGUUAGAUGGGGUUCAACACUUGGCUUCAGGAAUGUCCACGCGAAUUGGUUUUCAGUCAAAAAGAACUGCAAAUAGCCUUUUAAUGGAUUUUUAUCGUAGAGGUCCUGAUGGGCCCAAUUCUGGCACCUAUUUUGAUGUGCUGCCUCCUUUAAAAUGUCAGAAGAUGGAAAAUCCUUUAUGUAGCUCUCCAAAUGAAAAUGAAACUUCUCAUCAAUCGGCUUCAUCGUUGGUUCAACCAUGCACUCCUGAAGGACUUGUAAACUUGAAGCAAAAGUCUGAUUCUUCUCCGUCUAUUAAUUCUGAGGUUCCCAUGGUGGAUAUGGAAGACGAUGUCAAUGCAAAUUCCAGUAAAUUGGGGUCCAGGAGUGUGCCUGUUCUUCCUAAAGAGCUCAGCUUUGAUCAUAAAGAGAAGGAGGUAAAGGUCAGGAGUGAGAUGUAUCAGACAGAUCCAGAAAUAGAAAAUAAAUCUACUGCACCAGAAACUAAUUUUGCGGAAGAAGUUCAGUCAGGGAAUACAAAGAUAUGGGGUGUCUCCUUAACUGAUUUUUUCACAGUAGAGCAAUUAAAGGAACAUAUAUUGAGUUUUAGGAAGUGGGUUGGCAAGGUGAGUACAUUAUACCACUGCUUUGGUUAUGCUGUUGGGUGUCUCCUUUCUGCCCUUUCCUGCAUGACAAUACCAAAGGAAGAAAGGGGAAAUAGUGAAAAUGUAUGUCAGUUGUGUGCAUCAGGAAAUCAAUUUUUUGCCCCUGUACCAAUAUAUUGUUCACGUUGUGGUGCUCGUAUCAAGCGCGGUGUAAUUUACUACUCCACAACAGAUGAAAAUGGUACACGAAAUUGCUUUUGUAACUCAUGCUUUAAGCACUCUCGAGGUGGGAAUAUCAUAUUCCAGGGUAUUUCUGUUUCCAAGGCAGCACUUGUUAAAAAAAAGAAUGAUGAGGAAGCUGAAGAACCGUGGGUUCAAUGUGAUAAAUGUGACCGAUGGCAACAUCAGAUAUGUGCUCUUUAUAAUGAAAAAAGAGAUUUGGAAAAAAAAGCUGAGUACAUAUGCCCCAAAUGCUUCAUAAAAGAAAUAGAAACUGGGAAAUGUGUACCCUUGCCAAAGAAUGGUGUUCUGGGGGCAAAGGAUCUGCCUAGUACCGUGCUUAGUGAUCACAUAGAGCAAAGACUCUUUAGGAGUCUGACACGAGAGAAAGAAGAGAGAGCAAAGUUUGAAGGAAAAAAUCUUGACGAGGUGCUAGGAGCAGAAGAUCUUGUUGUCAGAGUGGUUUCAUCUGUUGACAAACAUUUGAAAGUGAAGAAGCAGUUUUUGGAUAUCUUUGAUGAUGAAGAGUACUCUGCUGAAUUCCAAUACAAAUCAAAGGUGAUUCUUUUGUUUCAAAAGAUUGAAGGAGUAGAUGUAUGCCUUUUUGGUAUGUACGUCCAGGAGUUUGGCUCAGAAUGCAGUCCUCCAAAUCAACGAUGUGUUUAUCUUGCAUAUCUUGAUUCUGUCAAGCACUUCAAGCCUGAGAUAAAAACUAUUACUGGAGAAUGUCUUCGUACCUUUGUUUACCAUGAAAUAAUGUUAGGAUACCUUGAUUUUUGUAAGAAUCGAGGUUUUGCAUCCUGCUACAUUUGGGCCUGCCCACCUUCUGAGGGAGAAGAUUAUAUAUUAUAUUGCCAUCCAGAGAUUCAGAAAACGCCAAAGUCUGAUAAGCUGCGGCACUGGUAUCAGUUGAUGCUGAGGAAAGCAGCCAAAGAAAAUAUUGUGAUCAAUUCUACUAAUUUAUAUGAUAACUUCUUUGUUCCUACUGGAGAAUGCAAGUACAAGGUUACAGCAGUUCGUUUACCUUACUUUGAUGGUGACUAUUGGUCUGGUGCUGUUGAGGAUGUGAUCAGGCGUCUUGAAGAAAAUAACCCUGGAGAGUCUCAGAGGAAAUUGAAGAAAGUAAUGACAAAUAGAGCUUUAAAAGCCAUGGGACAUGCAAAUCCUUCUGGGAGCACUACAAAAGAUAUUCUAAUCAUGCAAGAAGUUGGGAAAACUAUCUUACCCAAUAAGGAGAACUUCAUAAUUGUCCACUUUCAGUUUAUUUGCACACACUGCUGUGAAGUGAUAUUAUCUGGUCACCGAUGGGUUUGCAACCAGUGCAAAAAUUUUCAGCUGUGUGAAAGAUGCCAUGAUGAGAAGAAAAACCUCUACGGGAUGGACACACAUACUUCUAUGAGCAAGGAUAAGCAUUUACUCUCUCAGGUUAUGGUUGAUGAUGUGCCUUCAGUUACCAAGGAUGAAGAUCUUACUUUAGAUACUGGAUUAUUUGAAAAUAGGCAUACUUUCUUGAGCUUUUGUCAAGGCAACCAUUAUCAAUUUGACACACUUCGGCGGGCUAAGCAUUCAUCAAUGAUGAUUCUGCAUCAUCUCCACAAUCCAACACUGGAAACCACUGAAGCCAACUGCAGCAACUGCCUUAAGGAUUCUGCAGUUGACAAGAACAGAGGAUGUGGGAUCUGCCCAGAGUUAGUCAUCAGUGCUGCAUGUGAUCAAGAGAAAGGACGUUCUUGUCAUAAUCAUGAGUUGAUUCAACGGCUUCCCACAACUUUUCAUGGGGUAGAGGCUAAAGAAGCAAAGCAAAAGACAUCACAUGUUCAUUCUUCAAUAAGAAAAGCGAUUAAAGAGGCAAGCCAAAAGGCAUCGCAUGUCCAUUCUUCAACAAAAAAAGAGAUCUGUAAAAGAAAAUUGCUGGCUGUUUUAGCACAUGCAUUUCAAUGUAAAGCAUGUCCCUGCUCCGACCAAAACUGUCUUAAAAUCAGAAGGGUGUUCCAGCAUGCAAAGAAGUGCACUUCUUGGGUUCGUGGGGACUGUCAACAGUGCACGAAGGGACGGGCAUUACUGAUAUUGCACUCAAGAAAUUGUACAGAACCAGAUUGUCGCAUACCACAUUGCAUGGAUUUGAAGAAACAUGCAGAAGCUCAAGCAUUGCAAACUGAUACUUGGUGCAGGGAUGCCACUUAAAUUUUGUCAGUUAGCAAAGCAUUGAAGGCGGCAGAGAACAGUUGAUUCUCCCAAGUGUACAGAUAGAGCAGGAGGGUUAACAAAAGCAGCAUAAGUGUACAAUUGUGAAGAAACUUCAACCAUACAGUUAGCUAGCAUCUGCAUAGUGGUACAAAUAUAUGUAAAUCAAAAUGUUUACAGUUACUAAUUAUGCAGUUGGUUCAGGAAAUUCAUUCAUGCAAUUAGAUAGCAGCUUCAUUUUUGUCUUACAAUUAUGGGUAAACAAAAGCUUUCUAAUUCAUACCAAAAAAAGAAAAAAAAGAAGUUUUCUUAGUGUAUUGC